Molecule: messenger RNA, 2371 nt
Organism: Raphanus sativus (radish)
Lineage: Eukaryota; Viridiplantae; Streptophyta; Magnoliopsida; Brassicales; Brassicaceae
Exons: 5
Coding region: 225-2153 (642 amino acids)
Source: RefSeq, a predicted model, not a curated record
UCAAUCUCUCAACAAUAACCCCUUCCUUCCUUUCACGAUUUUUCUCCCAAAAAACUCCAUUUUUUUUCUUUAAUUUUCAAAACUCGAAAAAAUUAGGGUUUCGUUUAAGCACCACCAAAAAAAUCCACGUCUUCCGCCGCCGUGGUCGCGAGGUGGUUGAGUUAAAUGGACUCUCUGACUAAUACUCCAAAACGGAUGCUUUGAAACCUUAGAUACUUGCAAUAAUGGGAGAGCAACGUCAGAUUAGGUCACGUUUUUUGAAUAGAAUGCCGACCAAAAGAUGCAGUGCCAACGGCAUAAUGAACGAGUUUAUUGUUGUAGACGAUGAUGAGGUCAUCAUUCUCGAUUUCCCUGAGUCUUCUUCGAAAGGCAAAGCCCCGGAAACAUCGAGAGCCAGGGAUGAGCCUGUUUUGCAGAGAGUGAUUAGCAUUGAUGAUGAUGAUGAUGUUGUUGUUGAUGAUACGGAGAAUGUUCACAAAGAUGGGAGUAGUUCAAGCGUGCACACAUCUGUAGAAGUGGACAAUGAUGAUGAUGAUGAUGAUUGCCAGUUCGUUCAAGAAAAGCGUGCUGCGUUUAGGUUUACGAAAUGCAAUCAGGCUACUACAGGGCCUUCUUCUGGAACUCGGUUUGGGUUGGAUUCUGAAUCUGAGAGUGAUUUUUCUGAGAGCGACUGUUCGGAUUGUGAGAUUUUGGAAGGUUCUCAGGGAGAGGUCCGGGAGCAGUGGGAGAAAGCUUUUUUGGAAAAAACGAAGAAAGCAGGUAAAGCUGGUCUGAGUGAGGAGGCUGGUCCUUCAAAUCUCCACUUCGACAAUAGUUUUAGGUCUGGUUGUGAGAGUAGUAGAGCUGAGCAACACGUUCAAACUGAAUUCUUCUUUACCGCAAAAAAUGAGCGUAGGGGUAAGAAAACCUCUUCAGCUUUCUUUGGAACCGAGAAAUCAGGUAAAGCUGGUCUGAGCGAGGAGGCUGGUCCUUCAAAUCUCCACUGUGACACUAAUUUCAAGUCUGGUUUUGAGAGUAGAACUUAUCAAACAUCUUCCUUUACUUCAAGAAAUGCAGAUAACAGUAAAGAGAGGUCUUCAACUUUCUUUGGAACCAAGAAAUCAGGUAAAAGUGGUCGGAGUGAGGAGGCUGGUCUGUCAAAUAGGACUGAACUACAUGAUCAAGCAUCUUCCUACUUUACUGCAAGAAAUCCAGAUGGUCGGAAAGAAACCUCUUCUACUUUCUUUGGAACCGAUAAUAGAAAUCCUAAAACGUCUUUAUUUGCCGAGCCUUCUUCACUGUCACCACCCGAAAUACAAGUUGAGCAUGAAAGGUCAAAUUCACCUGCAACUGAUCCUACAUCGUCAGAAGAACAGAGAAAACAAAAUAGUUUCAAAAAAGUUGAGGAACAGCCUGACACAGUGCCAGUUCAGUGUCAAACUACUUCAAAGUGGCCCAAAGGGAGUCAAAAGAAAAAGGCAGCAGAACAUUCUUAUACCAAGGAAGUUGUACAAGAAGAAGAAGACCCCUCAAAAUCAUCUCUCCCACACACUUCUGAUGUAAGUAAUGGAGCCAGAUGUAAGCGUGGGAAGGGUGAAACAAGGGAACCAAUCAUUGAUCCUAUCCCAUCUACUAGUGAACAAGUGCAGCAAGGUCUUCAAGGUACAGCGCCUGCAGUCGAUGUCAUGCUGAACAGAGAAAUAUUGAAAGAGACAGAUGAAUACAAGAAGGCACAAGAAGAAGAAUGGGAGUCAAGGCAACGGCAGUUACAGCUCCAGGCAGAAGAAGCUCAGAGGCAACGUAAGAGAAGAAAGUUAGCAAACACGCGGCAGUUGGAGAUGGAAAGAAGGCAAAAGGAGAGGGUAGAGGAAGUGAGAGAGACACAGAAGAAGGAUGAAGAAAGCAUGAACAUGAAGGAGGAAGUCCGUGCAGAAAUAACCAAAUCGCUUAAACUUCUUGAACUCAAUUGCUUCAACAUGGCAGCUUUGCUUCGAGGCUUAGGGAUUCCAGUUAAUGGUGGAAUAUCUCCUCCGCCACAAGAGGUACAUGCAGCUUAUAAACGAGCUGUACUGAAAUUUCAUCCGGACAGAGCGAGAGGUGACAUCAAACAGCAGGUCGAAGCAGAGGAAAAAUUCAAGCUUAUUGCUCGGAUGAAGGACAAAUUUUUACCAUGACACAUUGACCAAAAGAUGAUUUUAUAAGAGUCUUUUUUUUGUUUUGUUUUGUUAAUGGAAUUCUAGAAAUGAUGAUUCCCUGUAAAUCAGUUUCUUUUUUCGUUCAAGUAUCCAACAAAACCAAAUUGUUGAGGCUGUUUUUAUAUAUAAAAAAAGAAUACUUAAAAGAAGAGAAAACCAAAAGAUAGUUGGUAUUAUCAUCUCUUCUUGCCUGUCCA